Cynocephalus volans (Philippine flying lemur) is the source of this 4998-nucleotide messenger RNA. RefSeq names its product aspartate beta-hydroxylase (gene ASPH). Gene Ontology annotation, biological process: peptidyl-aspartic acid hydroxylation. Bases 180 to 2669 code for a protein of 829 amino acids. The record is from RefSeq and is a predicted model, not a curated record. NCBI's taxonomy places the organism in Eukaryota, Metazoa, Chordata, Mammalia, Dermoptera, Cynocephalidae. The transcript is spliced from 27 exons. Gene Ontology annotation, cellular component: membrane; endoplasmic reticulum. Gene Ontology annotation, molecular function: peptidyl-aspartic acid 3-dioxygenase activity; protein binding.
CGCGAGGGCCGGGUACGCGCAGCCGGCACGCGGGUGAAAGUCCUCCGAGGCGCGGCGGGCGGUGACGAGGUACAGGCACUGCUGUAGGAACUGCGGCCGCACCCGCGCCAGCGCCGCCGCCGUCAGCGGGCCCCGCGUACUGAGGAAGCCCCCAGCCCUCGCCAGCCCCGCGGAGUGCGAUGGCCCCGCGCAAGAAUGCCAAGGGCGGCGGUGGCGGCGGCAACAGCAGCAGCAGCGGUCCCGGCAGCGGCAGCACGAGCGCGGGCAGCAGCGGCGGCAGCAGCAGUCCCGGGGCCCGGAGAGAGACAAGGCAUGGAGGACACAAGAAUGAGAGGAAAGGAGGACUUUCUGGAAGUUCAUUUUUCACAUGGUUUAUGGUCAUUGCAUUGCUGGGAGUCUGGACGUCAGUGGCUGUCGUUUGGUUUGAUCUUGUUGAUUAUGAGGAAGUUCUAGGAAAACUAGGAGUCUAUGAUGCUGACGGUGAUGGAGAUUUUGACGUGGAUGAUGCCAAAGUUUUGUUAGGCCUGACCAAAGAUGGCAGUAAUGAAAAUAUUGAUUCUCUUGAGGAAGUCCUUAAUAUUUUAGCAGAGGAAAGUUCAGAUUGGUUUUAUGGUUUCCUCUCAUUUCUCUAUGAUAUAAUGACUCCUUUUGAAAUGCUAGAAGAAGAAGAAGAAGGAAGCGAAACCGCAGAUGGUGUUGAUGAAGGAACCGGUGGGGUAGCCAAGAGAAAAACUAAGGCUAAAGGACUUAAAGAAAAAUCUGCUUCAGAGCCAACAGUGCCACCAGAAGAGGCUGAGCUGCACAUUGAGCCAGAGGAGCAGGCUCACCUGGGGACAGAACCCCAGAAUAUCGAAGAUGAAGUAAAAGAACAAAUUCAGUCCCUUCUCCAUGAAACGAUAUACACAGAACAUGGAGAAGACCUGCAACAAGAAGAGGAUGGACCAGCAGGAGAACCGCAAGCAGAGGAUGACGAUUUCCUUACAGCAACUGAUUCAGAUGACAGAUUUGAGACCCUGGAACCUGAAACAUUCCAUGAAGAAACUGAGGAUAGUUACCAUGUGGAAGAGACAGUUUCACAGGACUAUAACCAGGAUAUGGAAGACAUAAUAUAUGAACAGGAAAAUCCAGAUUCCAGUGAACCAGUAGUAGAUGAUGAGAGACUGCACCAUGAUGCAGAUGAUUUAGCACACCAACACUAUGAGGAACAAGUAUAUGAACCUUCAGAAAAUGAAGGGAUAGAAAUUUCAGAUAGUGUUGUAGAAGAUUCAAACAUAACCUCAGAAGAAGCAAGGGUUCCCCCAGCAGAGGAACAGCAGGAAACACCAGAAGUGAAUAAGAAAAGAGAUGAUGCAGAACAAAAAGAAAAAGUUAAGAAAAAGAAGCCUAAACUUUUAAAUAAAUUUGAUAAGACUAUUAAAGCUGAGCUUGAUGCUGCAGAAAAACUCCGUAAAAGGGGAAAAACUGAGGAAGCAGUGAAUGCAUUUAAAGAACUGGUGCGCAAAUAUCCUCUGAGUCCACGAGCAAGAUAUGGCAAGGCUCAGUGUGAAGACGAUCUGGCUGAGAAGAGGAGGAGCAACGAGGUCCUGCGUGGGGCCGUCGAGACCUACCAGGAGGUGGCCAGCCUGCCCGAUGUCCCCGCAGACCUGGUGAAGCUGAGUCUGAAGCGGCGGUCAGACAGACAACAGUUUCUAGGCCACAUGAGAGGUUCCCUGCUUACGCUACAGAGAUUAGUUCAACUAUUUCCCAAUGAUACAUCCUUAAAGAAUGACCUUGGAGUGGGCUACCUCUUGAUAGGAGACAAUGACAGUGCCAAGAAGGUUUAUGAAGAGGUUCUGAAUGUGACACCUGAUGAUGGCUUUGCUAAAGUACAUUACGGCUUCAUCCUGAAAGCACAGAACAGGAUUGCUGAGAGCAUUCCAUAUUUAAAGGAAGGAAUAGAAUCUGGAGAUCCUGGCACUGAUGAUGGGAGAUUUUAUUUCCACCUGGGGGAUGCCAUGCAGAGAGUUGGGAACAAAGAGGCAUAUAAGUGGUACGAGCUUGGGCACAGGAGAGGACACUUUGCGUCUGUUUGGCAGCGCUCACUCUACAAUGUGAAUGGACUGAAAGCUCAGCCUUGGUGGACCCCAAAAGAAACAGGCUACACAGAAUUAGUAAAGUCUUUAGAAAGAAACUGGAAGUUAAUCCGAGAUGAAGGCCUUGCAGUGAUGGAUAGAGCCAAAGGCCUCUUCCUACCUGAAGAUGAAAACCUGAGGGAGAAGGGUGACUGGAGCCAGUUUACACUGUGGCAGCAAGGAAGGAAAAAUGAAAAUGCCUGUAAAGGAGCUCCUAAAACCUGUACUUUACUAGAAAAGUUCCCUGAGACGACAGGAUGCAGAAGAGGACAGAUCAAAUAUUCCGUCAUGCACCCCGGAACUCACGUGUGGCCACACACAGGGCCCACAAACUGCAGGCUGCGAAUGCACCUGGGCUUGGUGAUUCCCAGGGAAGGCUGCAAGAUCCGAUGUGCCAACGAGACCAAGACAUGGGAAGAAGGCAAGGUGCUCAUCUUUGACGACUCCUUUGAGCACGAGGUGUGGCAGGACGCCUCAUCUUUCCGGCUGAUAUUCAUCGUGGAUGUGUGGCACCCAGAGCUGACACCCCAGCAGAGACUCAGCCUUCCUGCAAUUUAGCAGGAAUUCAUGAAGGCUUGGGACACUCUGGAGAGAGGCUGCCUUUCUGGUUCUGUUUCCUUGGGUGAGGGAAUAGAAGUUCAAACACCAAGGUUCUUAAUUCCCUUGACUUGCAGCCUGAGAAAUUCUAAGCCUCCUCCUAGGGUUGAAGACACUAAAGGGAAUACUUGCCUCGCUGCUGUUCAUUUAGAAAACACCCUGCUGUGUUUCAUUCCAUGACAGCACUGAUCUUAUGCCCGUAUUUAAGGUGAACAUUUGAUAGCUUCUACAUCGCCUGCCAAAGAUAUUUUUUCCACAUAUAAUAGGUCUAAAUUGAUGUACAAGAAGAAUUAUGUAGAAACUGUGAAUGUAUUGCUUUAGUUUGUAAUUAAUCUAUGCAGUUAUAUUUUUCUAAAAUAGUAGACUAUUUUGUUAUCACAUAUCACUACUUUUUUGUUGAUUUUGAUGACAAGCUGUAUAAAUGCUUUACUUCUAGCUGUUCAAUGGUAACUUUCCUGGUGAACUCAAACUUCCCUCUUUUAAUUCUUUUUGGUAAAAGAUACUCAUGAAAAAAGCAAUUUUGUUUUCCUAAUAUGAAAGAAAAGAUGUAGUUAUGCCAGUGUCUAUGAACUGUACUGAUCCCUACCCUUGAGUCUAUUUGCUUUUUUAUUUUCAUGGAUGUCCAGUGUCUUAAUUUCUCCUUUCACUGUGCUAAGGGUUGAGAUCGUAUCAAAAUAUUAUUUCUUUCUAAGAGGAACUUUUUGCACUGAAAAAGAGCAAUGGAAUCAUUUUAUAUUAAGUUAUAAAAAUGUCACAUGUAAAUUUUUUUAAUGCCAAGUAUUAGGACUUGGGGAGGAAAAUUUAUGGAAGUAAAAAUUCUGUCAGGAUUAGGUAGAGGGGUGGCUGCUAGGACAGCUGGCUCCUGGCCACUUUGCCAUCCACGAGGCAGGGCCUGGGAAUCCAGAGUGUCUCUGCUUAUUGUAGAUCAUGUGUGUGACAAGACAGCCAUUUGGUCCUUGAGAUGAUUCCCAUCACACUUUCGUAAAAAUAUUAAGAAAGGCAGAAUGGAAGGUCACCAAGAAUGCUAGGAUCUCUGUCCUGGGUGUAGGAGGUCAAGAUUGCUUUCCUGCUAGAGUUUGGAAGACUCUUUCAUUUCCCUGGCUGGAAAAAGCUUCUGCCAUUUAAACAUCACUUUAAAAUAGCAAUUGUUGUCCAUAUUUAGUUUUAAUAUUACCCAUGACAUAGGUAUUGUAGUUGAAAAAUGGUCUCGUGUACUCAUUUCCAAGGUGAUCAUCAUUCAUUUAAAGUAUUAAUGCAUUAGGCUUUGGAUUUUUAAAAUCAAAGCUACCUAGAAGUGUUAGCUAUAAGAAUGUAGUGAUAUUCAUGCACUGAAGUCUAAGCCAAUAUGAACAAAAAUGCUGCAGAUACAGCACAUAGGUCACCAAAUUUCAUUCACAUGGAGAAAAAACACUUGUGCCUUCUAGCCUUCUUUUCCAUCUAAGGACAAAUGAGGAGUCUUUUUUUUUUUUUUUUUUGGUUUAUUUAAAGAAUAGUUCUUUAAAAUAAACAAAAAGUGACCCUUUUUGUUUGACCUUAAGGACAUUAGCCUCCAGUAGAGGAGUUUGCAAAAUAUUUGUCCUGUUCCUUCUGUUGCCAUGUUCAAAAAUCCCACUAAAACAGAUAGAAAGGCAUGGGUGGAAAAAUAUAAAAAUUAUCAAAAUCCAGAAGAGAAAGCAAACUCUUGAAAAAUACAAAGGUAUUUAUGUCCUUCAGUAUUUAUUGAACAGAGGAGAUGACUGACAAAGGGUAAUACAAUCCAGUGUUCACGUCGUAACAUUCAUGUCAUUUAUCGAAUUUGGUUCUCAUAUGUAUAUUGCAUACACAUAAAGAAAUUCAAACUAUGAGUUGUCAUUGUUGAACCAUCAUCUUACAUUCAUUUAAUGAAAUUAUGGAAUAGAGUAAAAACUAGCUUUUAACUUAGUAAAUACAACAUGGUAUUUAAAAUCGGGUCACUAUACUAGGAUUCUAAAUAUUGCCAAUUGAAAAACCAGAAGUAUUAUUACUGUUGCAAAGCGUUGGCAAUAAUUGACUCCAAUAGCAUUUUAAAUGCUUGAAUUCCACAACUGUUUUAUAAACCCAAGCAAUACAAUGGAUUUUCUAAUUCACUUUAAUUCUUCAUUUCUCUUACUUAUGUCUUGGUACAUAAAAAAAGUGUUUCAGUCACUGCAUUGGUACAGUUAUUUCAGUGUUAUUACUUUGUGAUUUGAGAUGUCUAUGCAAAAUGAAUUGGUUUUAUUUAUACUGUAAUGCAGUUGGUUGAGAAAUAUUUUUAAUUCUAUUUCAAUUUUAU